This is a messenger RNA of Lepus europaeus (European hare), 915 nucleotides long. Its product is annotated as sodium/potassium/calcium exchanger 1-like. The transcript has 8 exons. The record is from RefSeq and is a predicted model, not a curated record. NCBI's taxonomy places the organism in Eukaryota, Metazoa, Chordata, Mammalia, Lagomorpha, Leporidae. The coding region runs from base 1 to 915 and encodes 304 amino acids.
AUGGGCAGGGAGAAGGAAAAGAAGGGUGAGGCAGAGGGUCAGAAGGAGGGUGAGGCUGAGGCUGGGAGAGAGGAGCAGGAGGAGGGCGAGGCUUGGGGGCAGGAUCAGAAGGCAGGCGAAGAUGGUGCAGAGAAGCAGGAGGACGCUGAGAGCGGGGUGGGGGUCCAGGAGGAGGUUGAGAAGGAAGGUGGUGCUGUGGAGAAAGACUGGAGUAAAGGCAAGGACGGCACAGAGAAGCAGCAGGAUGCUGAGAGCCGGGUGGGGGACCGGGAGGAGGGUGAGAAGGAAGGUGGUGCUGUGGAGAAAGACUGGAGUAAAGGCAAGGACGGCACAGAGAAGCAGCAGGAUGCUGAGAGCCGGGUGGGGGACCAGGAGGAGGGUGAGAAGGAAGGAGGUGCUGUGGAGAAAGACUGGAGUAAAGGCAAGGACGGCACAGAGAAGCAGCAGGAUGCUGAGAGCCGGGUGGGGGACCAGGAGGAGGGUGAGAAGGAAGGAGGUGCUGUGGAGAAAGACUGGAAUAAAGGCAAGGACGGCACAGAGAAGCAGCAGGAUGCUGAGAGCCGGGUGGGGGACCAGGAGGAGGGUGAGAAGGAAGGUGGUGCUGUGGAGAAAGACUGGAGUAAAGGCAAGGACAGCACAGAGAAGCAGCAGGAUGCUGAGAGCCGGGUGGGGGACCGGGAGGAGGGUGAGAAGGAAGGUGGUGCUGUGGAGAAAGACUGGAGUAAAGGCAAGGACGGCACAGAGAAGCAGCAGGAUGCUGAGAGCCGGGUGGGGGACCAGGAGGAGGGUGAGAAGGAAGGUGGUGCUGUGGAGAAAGACUGGAGUAAAGGCAAGGACGGCACAGAGAAGCAGCAGGAUGCUGAGAGCCGGGUGGGGGACCAGGAGGAGGGUGAGGUUGGUGUACAGGUGCAAUGA